Molecule: messenger RNA, 1590 nt
Organism: Nannizzia gypsea CBS 118893
Lineage: Eukaryota; Fungi; Ascomycota; Eurotiomycetes; Onygenales; Arthrodermataceae
Product: seryl-tRNA synthetase
Exons: 1
Coding region: 1-1590 (529 amino acids)
Biological process (GO): mitochondrial seryl-tRNA aminoacylation
Cellular component (GO): mitochondrion
Molecular function (GO): tRNA binding; ATP binding; serine-tRNA ligase activity
Source: RefSeq, a predicted model, not a curated record
AUGAGGUCCUCCUCGUUGUACAUAUGCCUCAAUUGCAGGAUAUCACUUAGAUCUCCCACUCGGAACGCCGCCUUCUCUCGCCGUGGUAUCAGUACAGCGUCGUCCCGACCGCCAACCGCUCCGAAACCUGUCCCCAAUGUCCGCCACAUUCGCGAAAACGCAGAGAUAUACUCGAAGAACUGCUUCGAUCGCAAUUACAAACCGGUCGCGGAUUACCCACCGAGAAUACAGUCUCUAGCCAAAGAAGCGUCGGAUUUGCAGCAUGCCUUGAAGCAUCCUCGGGCUCGAAUAAAGCAGGUUGAGAAAGAGAUAGCGAAGCUUGCUACCAUUGCUGCGCGUCAAUCGCAAGAGCAGAAACAGGAUGGAGCCCUGGAUGCCCUUCGACAAGAAGCAAAGGAACUCAAGGAUGCAUCACAACAGAUGAUGGAUCGGAGGGAAGAAUGUAUGGAAGAAAUACAGCAGUUGGCGUUGUCGUUGCCAAAUCUUACAUCGAAGGACACCCCGAUUGGAGACAUUCCUCGCAUCGUCACAUACAUCAAUUUCGAUCCUGAAUCCCCUCCCUCAUACACCUCUCCAGCUACAUCGACUGCUGCUACUCCACGAUCCCACGUCUCAAUUGGCACUGAGCUGGGACUAUUGGAUUUUACUAGCUCAGCGACGUCAACAGGCUGGGGAUGGUACUUCCUCACCAACGAAGGCUGCCUCCUCGAGCAUGCUCUUGUACAAUACGCCCUCACUGCAGCUCGUAAGAAGGGCUGGAAGCCUGUCUCACCACCCAGUGUUGUCUACUCUCAUAUUGCCGAAGCUUGCGGUUUCCAACCCCGAGAUGCGAAUAACGAGCAGCAAAUUUGGUCUAUCCAGCAGACAGAGAGGGAUAGAGCUGCACAUAAACCACAGCGCAGUUUAACAGGAACUGCCGAGAUACCACUUGCUGCCAUGUACGCUGGCCAGGAAAUCCAGGCUGAACAGCUUCCUCUAAAGCUUGUCGGGGCAAGCAGAUGCUACCGAGCCGAGGCUGGCGCAAGAGGAGUCGAUACCAAGGGACUAUACCGCGUGCAUGAAUUUACCAAGGUCGAGUUAUUUGCCUGGACGGACAAUAUUGAGCAGGGAAAUUUGACGAAUGCGGAUUCCAAUGAGAUAACCUCAACCUCUCUUUUUGAAGAAAUGCUUUCUAUUCAAACGGAUAUUCUAUCUUCCCUCAACCUUCCAUGCCGCAUAUUAGAAAUGUCGUCUUCAGACCUUGGUGCUAGUGCAACUCGAAAAAGGGAUAUUGAAGUUCUGUUCCCAUCCAGGAUACCAAAUAAAUCGGACAAGGCAUCUGUACUGGACCCUGAUUACAGUGGCUGGGGUGAGGUCACUUCAACUUCCAUAUGCACGGACUACCAGAGCAGACGGCUAGGAACAAGAGUGCGUGAUAGUUCGGGAGAGUCGAGGUUCCCCCACACUGUCAACGGAACCGCCAUGGCCGUCCCGAGAGUUCUGGCAGCUAUACUAGAGCAUGGAUGGGACGAAGCAAUAGGCGGUGUCAUUGUCCCCGAGGUUCUGAGACCAUGGAUGGGUGGAAUAGAAGUUAUCCGGGGAAAUAAAUAA